GAGUAAUACGAAGUCUUUGGUGAAGGGUCUCUCUUUGUCCCGAUGUGCCGUGUAAAGCGAGCGUAGCUCUAGACGCACGAUGACGGUACAGCAACAGCCGAACAGUCAUGGCGGGGACGCGUUGCAACCACCGCAGGGUCAACCGCAUCGUUAUCAUCUGCAUCAUGAUCCGGCGUACAACAUCACCACUGCCGAGGCGGAUCUCGAUUACACCAGUGACAACAGUGUAGCGGUACUGCAGCAGCAGCAGCAGCAGCAGCAACACCAUCCAUCAGCGGGUCAUCAUCAUCUCGCUCACCAUCAUCAACAGCAGCAGCAGCUUCAUCAUCACCACUACAUGCCAUCGAGCUCCAGUUCCUGUGAUAAUACCAAACAACCGACCCGUCUCGGCGGUAACUCCAGUGCCGGUGGUUCCUGCGACGAGAAUACUUCAAACGUGUUGGACGUAAAUAUGGACUCCAAGAAGAUUUCACUUGCUCACAAUGGCUCAAGACUGAACUCACCGGUUCGCUUCGGUGACGAGCGGAAGUAUGGGAACAAUCACAACCAUCAUGCGCACCAUCAUCAUCACCAUCAUCACCAUGGGCACGGUGGCCAUCACAGUCAUCACAUCGAGGUGUACAGCGACGGUACGGCCGGUAUGGACAUCAGCAAGCUGGAGGAGGAAAUAUCUGAAGACGACCGGGGGCCACCGUUACCGCCACGACCCGCACCGAGAACCCGCACCGCACAACGCAUGGAAACGGCUUCCUCAACAUCCGGCGUACGGAAGUACGUCAUCUGGUGUCUGAUAUGUGGCGGCAUCUCCAGUCUGCUCGGCAUACUCUUUCUGGGCAUUUACUUCCUGCUUCGUUCGUACACCAGCACCGUGGGUUACUUCGAAACUGUGCCAACGUUCGUGCCUGCUACCCUGCUCAUGCUGACGGGUAUCUGUAUAAUGAGUCUUGCGAGGCGACGUAACCGGUACAGCUACUUGAUCAAAUUGUCCGGGGCGUGUGGACUUGCGUCGGCACUUACCUGCGCCUUGGUCACAGUGACAACGACCGUCCUGCACAUGAGUCGUCUGCAGGUGCUGCGCGAGUGCGAGUACACACAGAAAACACGUACCUGUACCUGCUAUUCCGUGACCGCUGACAAGCAGACGGAAACCGGCGUGGACGACAGUGUGCGGUUCGUGUUCGAUUCUACGUCGGACUGUGGUGUCGUGCACGGUGCACUGUACUCGUGUCUGCGUGCCGUGUUCGGUCUCUCCGUGGCUGGGGUGCUAGUGGCCGUGUUCAGCUGUAUGCUCGUGUACCAGCUGUUGAGCCACGAGCGGAAAAAGAUGUACUGGGAGCAGCUGGAGCUGCGGUGCCGUUCGCUUUAUUCUGGCCAGCAGGGUCCGUCAGCGGUGUUGCCUGCUGGGCCGGGAAUGCUGGGCAGUGGGACCAGCGCAGGGAUAGGCAGUGCCGGACGUGCAGGCAAUUGUCGGUGCUGCGAGCAGUGCCAUGCGCAUCGGAACGUGCUACCCUCAGCAUACCCGUGGGAAGGUGACAAUCGUUUCUGGACGCCGGGACAGGCCGGUAACUUCUACUCACCCAAUCCGGGUGGUGAGGAACCGGGCACGGGUGGUCGCUUGAACGCGAGUGGAAGACGCAUGCCGGGAUGGAGCUGGCCACGAAUGCCCUGGCAGCGGAGUGAUGCAUCUCAGCGGUUGUCGCCGCACAGUCCCGACUCGCAGUACGGGUUCUCGAAUCGGGCUGGCGUGUCAACGAUGGUACCGGGUGCUGGUACGCUUCUGGGCGAUCCCGCACAGCCGCGCUACAAUGUGAUCGACCAGCAGUACGGUAUCUGGGGACCACCGCCACCGUACAGUGAUCCAAACAGUCCGGCCCGGCGUGGACGUUAUCAGUACAUACAUCCGGCACAGUGCGGCCCACCGUUGAUCGAUCCGAGCGGUAUGUCAGCCCCCGGUUCGUCCAUGGUUGGUCCGUCGAAUGCGGGAGGAGCCGGUAUUGCUAUUUUGGAGUGCCAUCAACACUCGGUGAUGGGUGUGGACGUGCACGGCAUACCACAGCAGUACGUCAGCGGCCAAACGACAAUGGCGAACGGUUCCGGACAGCAGGCUCUACCUUCCAACUAUGGUCGCGGUGGCAUGGGCAACGGUAUCGUUGGCGGAGGAUCGUCCGGUGGUUCCAACGUUGGUGGCAAUGGCUCCAAUCUUGGCAGUAAAACUAGACAACAAACUGGAGGCUACAAGCAACCUCAAACGAAAGAAAACUACGAGAACACACCGUCGGACAGUGAUGGUCCCGGGCGGGAUAGAUUUUCCAACACGCUACCCUUGCGCAAAGCAAAGAAACGCGUGGAAGCGGGUGCAAAAAGCAUUGGACCAGCAAACAACAGCCAACCGACGAGCGGCAGGGUGAAUGUACAAAAUGUGUUCGGCUCCAAUCAGGGUGCACCCGGUUCGCACGAAACAUCCGAGAACGAGUACAACGAGCCGAUCCUACCGGCCCCCAAUGCCGGAUCGGAUGAGUGUUCUGGGCGGGUAGGAUCACCGCACGGUUUGCAAGGCAUGCCACACCCGCCGAGAAACCGGCGACAGAAGCUACCCAACGCGGUCGGCAUUGAAAACAGUGGCUUCCAGACGGUGGAGGCACUCGAGGCGGAGGCAGCAGCAGCGGUAACGGGUAAGUUGCUGGAACCGACCGAGUCCGAGGUGUACUUUGCAGACGUGAGCAGCUGCUGCAAUAUGUCCGUGAAGAAUGACAACUACUACGAGGAUGCCAACCAAAGACGGAAGAAGGAGAAACAGCUGCAACAGGACCCAGCGGACGAGUACAUUGCACAACGGUUUGGCAAGCGUGAAACAUCGAUCCGUAGCCGGCAGCCGUUCCCGCAGACGGUACUCGGGCUGGGAGACAAACCGCAGGUAAUGCCCCGAUCCUCACUGCUGCCAAAGGAUCUCUCCCGCCAGAGCAUGUGUUCGAUGGAUUCGGGCGAACGGACGGACUAUACCGAUCUGUCACCGGCCACUCCCAGUACAAACUUCCCGUCGAUCGGUGCGCCCGCUAUCGGUAGCGGGAAGCAUCAACAGUCACAGCAAACCUCACCGAACGAUGCCAACCACAUCCGGCCGGAACACGAUGGGCCGACGGGCAGUUGCAACUUUAUCGCCUCGUACCCGUACUCCUCAAACGAACAGAGCCAGGAGGCACACCGGCGCUCGACCAAAAAUCUGCACGACAUCUUCCUGGCACCCGACUCGCAGUACGAGGUAAUGAAGGAAUUGCAUAGAUUUAAGUCGACACCACUAACGCUAACACCCUUCGAACCACCUGACGGUGGCCGAUCAUCAUCGUCAUGUCAGGACAUGCCGGGCCCGUUUCCUCCAUCGGUGGCAGCGGCGACGGUGACAUCCACGGGUAGCGAUCGGACCGAUCGUACGGCGGUGGGACAAUCGACAAAGCCAAAGUCACCGAAGAAUCUCAACAUCACGCCAAUCAAGCGCCAAAGCCUUGGCACGAACAUCAGCUCGAUCAUCCAGAACUUGAGCGGCAGUGACGUUGGGCUGCUGUAUCCAGAGGGUCGCCAUCAUGGUCCACCGUUCCACCAAAGUGUGCUCGGAGUGGAGGUUUCGUCGUCUGCGCCGACGAGCGGAGAUACAUCGGGCGCCUCGGUUGGCAACCGUCGACCCGUCCCAGACGUGAACGACAGUGUCAGCAGCAAUGAGGACAACGAGGACCAUCCGAUCGAUGGCGAACGGAGACGGAGUGCUGGUGAUCGCCGUUUGUGAGACGAAGUGUAUGUGUGAGGUACCCUCACAGACUAGUAUCAUGAAGACCCUCGGGUACGAUGCAUCCUUUUUGUGUUGCAUGCACAUUUUCCCCUUCACGUACGUAGAUGCACGGUUCCUAGGGCCCUGGUAGGAAUGAACGUCGUUAAGGGUAAUGAUCUUAAAAUCGCGAUCAUCAUCGAUAUUCGUAUGUGUCAGCGGUUACUGUAAGCUCUGUAGGUCGUGAGUAGGACGAGUGCUCGCUAUAGGAUAUUCCAUAAUUCAUGGCGUAUCGUUCCAACCAGAGAUACUCCGCACGCUAAUAUGUAGAGACCAAACUGUACGGAAUUGAUGAGAAGACUAUUCUACACAUCAUCAUUCGCGAAAUCGUUAACGCAUAGCUAAAUGGUUUGAAUUCUAAUUUACGCCACAUAACUAGAGAUAGUGAGAAAGAUGCUCUCCUGCAAAAGGGUAAUGCAAGUUGAUAACCUAUCCAUCCGGAACUUUCGCGUCCAUACCUAUGCAACAGUUUCGUCUACCCAUUUAUGUUAUAUGUCAUUCUGGUGAUGUGUCCGGGCAGAAGUAGUUGAAAAGCGAAUUUAACCUCAAACUAAGAAAUGCAAGUCGAUACAAGAAUCUGAGUCGGUUCGCCUACAUGAUCUCCUCUAUUUUGCGUAGCUUUAAAUAAUACAUUCACCACUCGUGUAAGCGUUCUAGUAGGAUGUUUCGUUUCAGCAUCCGAAUAAAUAGCAGGCCAGGGUACCGAGCGGGUUGGACACGUGCUUAUGGCCGAAGUUGUCCAGCAUUACUUCCACACAGUUCAGUUGCCACUGUCAAAAGGGUGACAAUUAAUUAGCAUUGAGUGUAAAUAUACUAUCCCCAACACUUAGUAGACAAGGCAACGUUACGCGCAAACAAAUAUAGCACAAAUGAUUGGGUGAACUUGGCGUGGUUUUAGCAUCGCUGUUAAUUAGGUAAAGCUUUACGCAAAUCAUUGUUGUACGGUUUCUUUUUUUCACCCAGAGUUGUCGACGCUAGUUUCGAUUUUAAUUUGUAAAUUAAAGUACUCCUUUAUUCGUAAAAAAAACCCGUUCCAUCCUGUAGGAUUAAAUGCAUCCGUUAGUUGAAAUGUAGUGAAAAUAUUCUAAUCGAUGCAUGCAAAAAAUCGAUCAAUGUAAAGGGUGAAAACCUGUGGAAAAAAAUACGGAAAUACUUCGCUCAAAUAAUAGUAAAACUCAAAGUGGUGUUACAAACAUCCAUUGCCAUGUACAACGGAC
Molecule: messenger RNA, 5034 nt
Organism: Anopheles moucheti
Lineage: Eukaryota; Metazoa; Arthropoda; Insecta; Diptera; Culicidae
Exons: 6
Coding region: 80-3778 (1232 amino acids)
Source: RefSeq, a predicted model, not a curated record